CAGAGCCGAUUGCUGCCUCCAGGAGGCAGCUGAAGGAACUGGAUCCAGGGAUGUCAGUAUCUGUCCAGCAGUUGUGCGCGUCUUAUAGGGGAGUAACGGUUGCAUUCUGAGUCUCAGGUCCGUACGAAGCAAGAAUCACACAGGUUCCAACAUAAACGUAUUUAAUCCGGAGCACGAAACUGGUUGCUUCUAACGAACUUCGUAUCUGCACUAGGUUCAGUGACACACGAGAACAUGAAGAUCGGCGUCUCUGAAAACGUAUUUCGGACAUCCUUUCUAUUGCCACUACUAUUUGGUGGGUGCCUAUCUUCGAAAAUAUUGGUGGUUGCUCCCACUCCAUCCAUUAGCCACCAGAAGCCGUUCCAAAUCUUAACAACAGCUCUUCUACAAAGAGGACACCAAAUCACAUUCUUCACCGCUAAUCCAUUGAAGAAUAGUCAUGAGAACUUAACAGAAAUCGACUUAUCUGUGGGGUACAACAUCAUUGGCGAUUUGGACCUGGAAUGUACAGCGCAGCAGUCCCCCGUGGAAACGAUGUCAAUGCUUCGAGACGCCACAUCAGUGUGUGUGCAGUGGAUGCUGAGGGAACCCGCCGUCCAGAGUUUCAUCAGUAAGAGAGACACCUUCGACUUGGUGAUCAUGGAGCGGAUGCCAUACCAGGCUUUCUUCGGCCUGAUCCACAAUGCGGGCUCGCCGCCGCUGGUGGGUAUGAUCACGCUGCCGGCGUUCGCGCCCGUCUACCACGCCAUGGGCAACCUCGUGAACCCGGCCUACUCGCCCGACGUCUGGGUCGGGUACUCGGACCACAUGAGCUUCUGGCAGCGCGCGUACAACGCCUACUUCCAGCUGAGGUUCUGCUACAUGUGGCACUUCCAGAUACAGCCGGCCCAGGAGGCCAUCAUGAGGCAGUACUUCGGACCGGGACCGCCGCCAGUGCACGAGACGGAGCGAAACGUGAGCCUCCUCAUCGUCAACAGCCACUUUUCCGUCGACUACCCUCGCCCCCUUUUACCCAAUAUCCUGGAGAUCACUGGUAUCCAUGUGCAGACGCAGACGAAGCCAUUGCCGAAGGAUAUCCAGGAGUUUAUUGACGGCGCAGAGCACGGCGUGAUAUACAUGAGUCUGGGAUCCAACGUCAAGAGCAGCGGAUUGCCGUGGCAGAAGGUCCAGGCUUUCCUGGACGCCUUUCGGGAACUCCCACAGCGCGUCCUCUGGAAGUGGGAGAACAAGACCCUACCCGGACAGCCACCAAACGUGAUGGUCAGCAAGUGGUUGCCUCAGCAGGACAUACUAGCUCACCGAAAAGUGCGCCUCUUCAUCACACAGGGAGGCCUCCAGAGCAUGAACGAAGCGAUGUAUCACGCAGUUCCCUUCCUUGCCAUUCCGUUCUUUGCUGACCAACCGUACAAUGUGGCCAAGAUUGUGCAAGCAGAACUUGGAGUCUCUCUGCAAUUCAACGAUCUCACAAAGGACUCCAUACUUCAACAUUCACGUGCUGUUCUAGAGAAUCAGAGAUACAAAGAGAACAUGAGGAGGCUGUCGUCGAUAUUCCGCGAACAUCAGGCGGACUCUUUGGAGCGCGCCGUGUGGUGGGUGGAGUACGUGAUACGUCACAAGGGGGCCCAGCACAUGCGCAGUGCUGCCCUCGAUCUGCACUGGUGGCAGCUCCUCCUGUUCGACGUCAUCGCUUUCAUCUUUCUGUCAACGUGCGCCGUUGUGUACGCCGCCUUCUACUUCAUACGGCAGAUCACCGUUGCGAUGAAGAAUACUAAGAGAAAAGAGAAAAAACAGUUGUAAUACGCUACCUCCAACCGCAGCACCAAGUGGACUUACCCGUGGCCGCCAGAACGUUGGUCGUCGGUGGGAAGUCCUGAAACCCUUCUAUUGGAGAUAUAACAACAAAAAUUUGCAUAAGCUAUUUUCAGUAUAUUUUGGCAUAACUGAAAACAGUAUUGAGUUCCAGAAAAAUGGGGACACGUUGAGGCGAAUGUCAUUUCUUUGCCCGCAAAAUCGAGGCGAAGCCGUACACCGAAAAUAGAUUUUUGAAGAUAUCGAAGAAUAGCUACAUAGGCUGGUAGAAAAUUCAAUUUAGAAUUACAGCAUCAAAUUUCGAGCUCGGUCGUAUGCAUCGUUCUCACGUUACAUUUCCCGCCAAUUUCAAAAAUACAGUUUCGAGAGGAGCGCGUUUAAAGUUUUAGGUUCCACUUCUCUAGUUAAGUUAAACAUGCCUCUAAUCAGCGAUUUAUGGAGCAUACAGCAAUCCCUCCAGAUCCAAAAUGAGGUCCUCCUCCAUUUUUCCGUGACCAUGGUGGUCUUUCGGGCCUCUUGGGCAGCUUCUGUCAUCGGCUGCGCUGUUCGUCCAAUACGCAUUCAGUCCCAUUUUCUGCAAAAGUUGUAACAGCUUGAACAGUCGUUCGGUCCAGGCAGUUUUUUUCUGGACUGCAAAGGGGCAAGCAUUAUUGGUGAAUACUACACAACUAGAUUAAAGCAAAAGACAAGCGAUUAGUUCACUGGAUGCGGAUUCGGAAGGACCAGGGUUAGAAACCACUUCCAUGUGAGAUGAUGUCCAGACAGUUCCCAUAAAGAGGAAAUGGCCAAAUUUAUUUCCUUCCAUAUCCAAACUUACCCUCACUUUGGACUUUGGCUGUAAUAACCUUGUCGUCCACUCACUACAAGAAACUCUGCACCAAAACGUAUUGCCCAGAAAGAGAUAUUCACGUUAGAGUGAUCCUUUUGCAGCCACCAAGCGAGGUGAUGCUGAUGUUUUCACACUGGACUCUCACUAACUAUAACGACGGCUCAAAUCCGCGUCCAUCAGUCCACAUGUAAGUUUUGCGUGAUUUCCUCAAAUUGCUGUAGGCAAGUGCGGCAAUGGUUCCUUUGAAAGGGCAGGGCCGAUUUCCUUCUCAUCCUUGGAACAAUCUCACGUUGUGCUCCGUCUCUUUGUCAGUCCUUGGUUGUUGUGAUCGCAAUUGAAGUGGCUUUCACUAAAUUGUGAACUAAGAAGUUUAAUUAGUGUUUCCUGAAGAAAGCGUAGCUAUUGGAUUGAAAUGAAAAGAAAAAAAUAAUUUAAAACUAUGGCAGGAAUGAGAUAAUGAGUUGAGUAUUCAGAUUACUUCUAAUGUUUAUAAUAAAAUUGUUUUGGGUGGAUUGACAAGGUGCUCACAACAUUUCUCACUCAUUCAACAUGUAAAUCAAUUUUACACAUAAUUUAUUCGGCUUUUAUUAUAAAUUAUGUAUAAUUUUGUGUAAGGAUGUCAUUUAUUGCGAACAGUACUCAGCAGUAUAUUGUAAUUCCAGAGGAAGAGGACAUUCGCGAAAUGUAUCCUUUUCCUCUAUGUUUAUUUUGGAAGAACUUUUUAUUACGUUGUAAGUGUUCAUAAAUGAAAAAUUUCUUUUCCAUUUCUGCAUAUAACGUUAUGCAUAAUCAUUACAGUUUGAUUCUUUUAGAAUUGUUGUUGAUAUUUCAUCUUUAGAGAAAUUAUAAAGCGUUACAUAUGUAAAUGACGACAAAUGAAAUGCAAGAGAGAAAAGAUAUAGCUGUUAUUUAUUAUUAUAUUUCAUGUAUUAUAUCCAACUGGACACUUCUGUGUCUGACUCAGUAUCAUAGGCUGAAUAACAAUGUACACAGAAUUUACUCAAAAAAAGGAGGGAGCUAUGAAGUACGACAGUAAAAGUAACACUUGCUAAUGGGAAAAGAAAUGAAAUAAUAUUGCCAGCUGUAAAAUUCAACUGGAACAGAUAACCAAAUAAAUGAAACUAGUAUUAACGUUACUUAAAGAAUAUACAGCUUGUAGCUGAAUGAAGUUAUUACUUAACUACCAGUUGUUUAUAUACGUUAUCUGUCAUACCUGUCUACCUUGUUACUACUGAAUAUGUAAUACCUCCAUAAUUCCUUUACGAGCCUUUAAGUAGGUGAUGUAGACAAGAGAACAGUCAAUCCAUACACUGAUAAAGGUUCCUGUAGGCUUUAUAUUCAGACUGAUCUUGACGCACAUGUAUUUAAAUUAGAUUGCUUGAAGCCUUUGUGGAUAGCUGACGCAUUAUG
Messenger RNA from Schistocerca gregaria, 4048 nucleotides. Its product is annotated as UDP-glucosyltransferase 2-like. The coding region runs from base 235 to 1797 and encodes 520 amino acids. Lineage: Eukaryota; Metazoa; Arthropoda; Insecta; Orthoptera; Acrididae. The record is from RefSeq and is a predicted model, not a curated record. The transcript has 8 exons. Gene Ontology annotation, molecular function: UDP-glycosyltransferase activity.